AUGGUGAACUAUUCCUUUUAUCCCAUAUCUGGAACCGCAAGCCCUCCAUCUGAUGAUGGAAGCUCCCCAAAGAUUCUCCUGGAAAGACCGUUUGUCUAUUUCGGACAAACUUAUGACAACAUUUAUGUCAAUAACAACGGACAUCUGACGUUUAAUGCUUCAUAUUCCUCAUAUUCACCUCAAAGAUUCCCUCUAUAUGGAUCCAUAGACUUAAUUGCUCCAUUCUGGACAGAUCUGGACAACAGACAAACUGGUUUGGUCCUCUACAACCAAUACACCAACGGCAGUGUCCUCCAACGAGCUACACGGGACAUUAAUAGCUACUUCCCAAACCUAAACUUCAGUGCUGACUGGGUCUUUGUGGCAACAUGGUAUGAAGUGGCCUAUUUUGGAACGGCAGGAACAACAACUUUCCAAGCCGUGUUGAUCUCUGGAGGACAGAAAUCCUUUGUUCUCUUUAACUACGGUUCGAUUGCCUCAGCAACUCAGAAUGUUCAGGCUGGAUAUGACACCAUAAACUCUUUUCACCAUUUCACCAUUCCUGGAUCUUUCUCAAGUUCUGCAACAGGAAACAACUCCACUUUCAGUCUGAGCAGCAACGUCAAUGUAACGGGUCGCUGGGCCUUCCAAAUAGACAAGGGUCCAGAAGGCUGCACAUUUGAUGGUAAACUUUGUUCUUUUUCAGGCAAACGUGUCCAGUUGGGUGAAUUCUUCUGGAGCGACAGCAACUGCACACAGAAAUGCACCUGCACCACAUCGGGCAUUCAUUGUAUCAGCGAGCUCUGCUCUUUCUCCGAAAUCUGCAUACUGACAAACUUUCAGUUCCUCUGCUUCAACGUCCCGGUGUUCCCACCAGUCAUAGGCACAUUGGCUCCACCAGUUAUAAGUACCUCGACUCCACCAGUUAUAAUCAAUUCAACACUUCCGGGUUCACUUUAUCCAAUGGAUGGAACUGCAAGCUCCAGAUCUGAUGAUGGAAGUUCUCCACAGAUUCACCUGCAAAAACCUUUUGCCUACUUUGGAAAAACAUACAACUCCAUUUAUGUCAACCAUAAUGGACACCUGACAUUUGAUGCUCCCUUUUCCUCAUAUUCACCUCAAAGAUUUCCCCUCUAUGGAUCCAUAGACAUUAUUGCUCCAUUCUGGACAGAUCUGGACAACAGACAAACUGGUUUGGUCCUCUACAACCAAUACACCAACAGCAGUGUCCUCCAACAAGCUACACGGGACAUUAAUAGCUACUUCCCAAACCUAAACUUCAGUGCUGACUGGGUCUUUGUGGCAACAUGGUAUGACGUGCCCUAUUUUGAACCUGCAGGAACAACAACUUUCCAAGCAGUGUUGAUCUCUGGAGGCCAGAAGUCCUUUGUUCUCUUUAACUACGGUUCGAUUGCCUCAGCAACUCAGAAUGUUCAGGCUGGAUAUGACACCAUAAACUCUUUACACCAUUUCACCAUUCCUGGAUCUUUCUCAAGUUCUGCAACAGGAAACAACUCCACUUUCAGUCUUGGAAGCAACGUCAAUGUAACGGGUCGCUGGGCCUUCCAAGUGGACAGUGGAGAAAGAGGCUGCCAAUUUAUUGACAAACGUGUUCAGCUGGGUGAUUUCUUCUGGAGCGACAGCAACUGCACACAGAAAUGCACCUGCACCACAUCGGGCAUUCAUUGUAUCAGCGAGCUCUGCUCUUUCUCCCAAAUCUGCGUAGCGACAAACUUUCAGUUCCUCUGCUUCAACGUCUCAGUGCCCCCCCCAGUUACAAGCACAGUAGCUCCACCAAUGAUGACCUCAUUGCCUCCUACAGUUUUAAUCCCAAAUAAUGUGACACAUCUAAGUCAUUUUUAUCCCAUUUCUGGAGCCACAACCACCCGCUCACUUGAUGGAAGUUCUCCAGAGAUUCUUCUGCAAAGGCCUUUUGUGUACUUUGGACAAACAUACAACAACAUUUAUGUCAACCACAACGGACACUUGACCUUUAAUUCGCCAUAUUCCUCAUAUAUGCCUCAAAGAUUUCCACUCUAUGGACCUAUAGACUUAAUUGCUCCAUUCUGGACAGAUGUAGACAUCAGACAAACUGGUUUGGUCCUCUACAACCAAUACACCAACAGCAGUGUCCUCCAACAAGCUACACGGGACAUUAAUAGCUACUUCCCAAACCUAAACUUCAGUGCUGACUGGGUCUUUGUGGCAACAUGGUAUGAAGUGCCCUAUUAUCCAAUGACAGCAACAAAAACAACUUUCCAAGCCGUGUUGAUCUCUGGAGGCCAGAAAUCCUUUGUUCUCUUUAACUACGGUUCACUUGCCCCAACAGUUUGGAAUGUUCAGGCUGGCUAUGACACCAUAAACUCUUUACACCAUUUCACCAUUCCUGGAUCUUUCUCAAGUUCUGCAACAGGAAACAACUCCACUUUCAGUCUCGGCAGCAACGUCAAUGUAACGGGUCGCUGGGCCUUCCAAAUAGACAGCGGUCCAGAUGGAUGCGUGUUUGAUGGCACACGUGUUCAGUUGGGUGAUUUCUUCUGGAGCGACAGCAACUGCACACAGAAAUGCACCUGCACCACAUCGGGCAUUCAUUGUAUCAGCGAGCUCUGCUCUUUCUCCCAAAUCUGUGUACCAACAAACUUUCAGUUCCUCUGCUUCAACGUCUCAGUGCCCCCCCCAGUUACAAGCACAGUAGCUCCACCAAUGAUGACCUCAUUGCCUCCUACAGUUUUAAUCCCAAAUAAUGUGACACAUCUAAGUCAUUUUUAUCCCAUUUCUGGAGCCACAACCACCCGCUCACUUGAUGGAAGUUCUCCAGAGAUUCUUCUGCAAAGGCCUUUUGUGUACUUUGGACAAACAUACAACAACAUUUAUGUCAACCACAACGGACACUUGACCUUUAAUUCGCCAUAUUCCUCAUAUAUGCCUCAAAGAUUUCCACUCUAUGGAUCCAUAGACUUAAUUGCUCCAUUCUGGACAGAUGUAGACAUCAGACAAACUGGUUUGGUCCUCUACAACCAAUACACCAACAGCAGUGUCCUCCAACAAGCUACACGGGACAUUAAUAGCUACUUCCCAAACCUAAACUUCAGUGCUGACUGGGUCUUUGUGGCAACAUGGUAUGAAGUGCCCUAUUAUCCAAUGACAGCAACAAAAACAACUUUCCAAGCCGUGUUGAUCUCUGGAGGCCAGAAAUCCUUUGUUCUCUUUAACUACGGUUCACUUGCCCCAACAGUUUGGAAUGUUCAGGCUGGAUAUGACACCAUAAACUCUUUUCACCAUUUCACCAUUCCUGGAUCUUUCUCAAGUUCUGCAACAGGAAACAACUCCACUUUCAGUCUCGGCAGCAACGUCAAUGUAACGGGUCGCUGGGCCUUCCAAAUCGACAGCGGUCCAGAUGGAUGCGUGUUUGAUGGCACACGUGUUCAGUUGGGUGAUGUCUUCUGGAGCGACAGCAACUGCACACAGAAAUGCACCUGCACCACAUCGGGCAUUCAUUGUAUCAGCGAGCUCUGCUCUUUCUCCCAAAUCUGUGUACCAACAAACUUUCAUUUCUUCUGCUUCAAUGUCUCAGUGCCCCCCCCAGUUACAACCUCAUUGCCUCCUACAGUUUUAAUCCCAAAUAAUGUGACACAUCUAAGCACACCAGUUACAAGCACAUUUGCUCCACCAGUUAUAACCACAUUGCCUCCAACAGUUAUAAUCAAUUCAACGCUACCUGGUUCACUUUAUCCAAUUUAUGGAACUGCAAGCUCCAGAUCUGAUGAUGGAAGUUCUCCACAGAUUCUCCUGCAAAAACCUUUUGCCUACUUUGGAAAAACAUACAACUACAUUUUUGUCAACCAUAAUGGACACUUGACAUUUGAUGCCUCAUAUUCCUCAUAUUCACCUCAAAGAUUCCCUCUAUAUGGAUCCAUAGACAUUAUUGCUCCAUUCUGGACAGAUCUGGACAACAGACAAACUGGUUUGGUCCUCUACAACCAAUACACCAACAGCAGUGUCCUCCAACAAGCUACACGGGACAUUAAUAGCUACUUCCCAAACCUAAACUUCAGUGCUGACUGGGUCUUUGUGGCAACAUGGUAUGAAGUGGCCUAUUUUGGAACUGCAGGAACAAAAACGACUUUCCAAGCCGUGUUGAUCUCUGGAGGACAGAAAUCUUUUGUUCUCAUGAACUACGGCUCGAUUGACUCAACAACUCUCAGUGUUCAGGCUGGAUAUGACACCAUAAACUCUUUUCACCAUUUCACCAUUCCUGGAUCUUUCUCAAGUUCUGCAACAGGAAACAACUCCACUUUCAGUCUGAGCAGCAACGUCAAUGUAACGGGUCGCUGGGCCUUCCAAAUCGACAGUGGAGUAAGAGGCUGCCAGUUCAAUGGGGAACCUGUGCAGCUGGGUGAUUCUUUUUGGAGUGAUUCCAGCUGUGCACAGAAGUGCACGUGCACCAGAGCCGGCCUGCAGUGCUCUAACCAGCCCUGCUCCUUCUCCCAAGUCUGCAUGCCAGCUUCCUUUCAGUUCUCCUGCCAGACGGUGCCGAGACGCACCUGCACUAUCAGUGGCGAUCCACAUUACUACACCUUUGAUGAUAAAGUGUUUAGCUUUCAAGGCACCUGCACCUAUGUUCUGUCAGAACAAUGUCAGAAUGAGCUGCCCUAUUUCAGAGUAGAGGGCAAAAACGAACACUUUGGAAACACUCGUGUAUCCUGGACAGGACUUGUCAAAGUUUUUGUCUAUAAUGAAACUAUUGAGCUCGUCAAAAGAACCACUGGCAAAGCAAAGGUUAAUGGCAACUUUGUAGCGACUCCGUUUUCCCUCCUCCAGGACCGUAUCCAGGUCUAUCAGUCAGGCAUGUCAAUGAUUGUCAGCACCAACUUUGGCUUGAUGGUAGCCUACGACAUAAGUUAUUAUCUCCGUAUCAGUCUGCCCUACACGUACCAGAAUGCAACAUGUGGUCUAUGUGGAAACUUCAACAAUGAACCUGGAGAUGACCUCCGAACUCGCGAUGGCGAGGUCGUCAGCUCUGAUGUCGUUUUUGCUAACAGCUGGCGAGCUUCUGGUGAUGAGGAUCCUGGUUGUGAUGCACAGUGUGAAGGUCUGGAAUGUGCUGGCUGCACUGCAGCUCAGACUGCAUUAUACAGCAACAAUGACCACUGUGGCAUCCUUCAGAACAGCUCUGGACCUUUUGCAGCAUGCCACCAAACACUUCCCCCACAGAACUUUGUGGACAGUUGUGUUUAUGAUGUGUGCGUUGGUGGAGGAUACCAACCCAUUCUGUGCCAAUCUUUAGGUGUAUAUGCAAGUCAGUGUCAACAAAAUGGUAUCCAACCUCAAAACUGGAGAAGACCUGGCUUCUGUGAAAUCCCCUGCCCAGCCAAUAGCCACUAUGAGUCUCAAGCAACUGGAUGUCCACCCACCUGUGUUAAUCCUAACUCCACCCAAAACUGCCCCCUUCCUGUUCAGGAGAGCUGUGUCUGUGAUACCGGCUAUGUCCUCAGUGCUGGAGAGUGUGUUCCUUAUGCUGAGUGUGGCUGCAGCUUUGAGGGUUUCUAUUAUCGAUCAGGACAGACUGUUAUACUGGAUGAAGACUGUGGGAGGCGCUGUAGCUGCACCGCUGGCUCAAUGACAUGCAGCCCCCAUGGCUGUGGCCCACAUGCAUCCUGCAGUGUGGAUGAUGGAGAAAGAGGAUGCAGGCCUAAUGGUUAUGCCACAUGCUGGAUAAGGGGGCCAGGGUCCUAUCAAACAUUUGAUGGACUGACAUAUCAGUAUCCUGGAGCAUGCAGACUAGUCAUUGCUAAAGAAAUGGGAUUGUCUGGUCACCCACACUUCAACGUGAUAACAGAAAAAGUACCAAACAUCCUGCAAGAUUUUUCAAAUGUUUUAAAGGUUCGGGUCCAGGAAACAGAAGUCACCAUCAACAUGGACAACAACAAAGUCUGGGUUGAUGGUCAGCUUUACAAAUUACCUUUCACUUCUGGAUCCAACCAAAUCCGCAUUUUCCAUAGCAACACUCACAGCAUCAUCCUUCGCACAUCUUUUGGUUUGACCGUGCAAACCGUCUGGCCUCACUUUGUUCGUGUCACUGCACCUGUAGUGUACAGCAGCUCACUUGGUGGACUCUGUGGAAACUACAAUGAUGAGCCCAACGAUGACUUUCAAACACCAAAUGGAACCCUGGUCCACAGUUCUCAGGUGUUUGGAGACAGCUGGAGAGAAGGCUCCCUGGCAUCUCACUGUGUGGAAAACACAGUUUUGAACCCUCUUAAUUACAGUUCAACUGAAUUCUGUGGCAUCCUGAGUUCACCACAUGGUCCAUUUACACCAUGCUGGCCUGUGGUGGACCCUUCACAGCAAGUGGACGUGUGUGUGGACAUCCUCCAUAGAUCUGAAGAUCCUGAAUCAACACUGUGUGAGGUUCUACGAGAUUAUGCUCUGAUGUGUCAACAACAGGGGGUUUCUCUGGGAGAGUGGAGGAAUACAACUGGCUGUGCGGCAACUUGCCCUUCAAACAGCCAUUAUGAACUCUGUGGGACAUCCUGUCCCUCCACCUGCCCCAGUCUCUCUUUCCCCUUCAGCUGUGACUCUCCAUGUCAGGAUGGAUGUCAGUGUAAUGAUGGCUUUGUCCUCAAUGGAAACCAGUGUGUGCCACCAACAUCCUGUGGAUGCUACCAUGAAGGGCGCUAUUGGCAAAGUGGUCAACAGUUUUGGGAUGGAGAAGAGUGUCAGAGUUUUUGCAGCUGUAACGGUGUGACUGGUGUGGUCAGUUGUGUGCCACACUCUUGUGGUCCCGAUGAGGCAUGUCGAGUGGUAGAUGGCGAGUUUGGUUGCCAUCCCAACCCACAUGGUACCUGCUCUGCCUCUGGAGACCCCCACUACUUGACAUUUGAUGGAAAGACCUACGAUUUCCAAGGAACGUGUCGCUAUGUUCUAGCAGAGGUCUGCAAUUCGUCCAGUGGGCUCCAUCAGUUUUCUGUGGAAGCAAAGAAUGAGCCGUUGAAUGGGCUGCCCGUGUCCAUCACAGCUGAAGUUGCUGUUACUGUGUGGGGCUACAAAGUGUGGAUGUUCAGCAAUAACAGAGUAGAGGUUGAUGGAAUAACAAGAAACCUACCAUUCGUUUUGAAUGGGACCAUAUCUGUAUUUGCAAGUGGAUAUCAAACAUUUGUUCGUACAAGUUUUGGUCUAAGCGUCAUGUAUGAUGGAUGGAGCACGGUGUCUAUCUCUGUACCUCCAGAUUACAGAGGGAACAUGUGUGGACUUUGUGGAAAUUUCAACGACAAUCCUAAUGAUGAUUUCCACACCCCUGAUGGAGCAGCAGUCACCACACCUGAUGCUUUUGGGGCAGCCUGGAAAGUACCAGGCAACUACACCUGCAGUGAUGGCUGUGGCUCCUCCUGUCCACGCUGCACUAACGAUCAAGCCGCCAGAGUUCAGUGUGAGGUGAUUCAGGCAGCUGACGGCCCCUUCAGCUUCUGUCACGAGCACGUGGAUCCAGCACCAUUUGUCAGCGACUGCGUGUUUGACGUUUGCGUGGGUGGGAAUGCUGGAAACGACCUUCUGUGCAGGGCCAUUGAGACAUAUGUGAGCGCAUGUCAGUCUGCUAAUGUCCGGAUCUAUCCUUGGAGACAAAACACCACCUGCAGCAUCAACUGUCCAGCAAACAGCCACUAUGAGCUGUGUGGAACAGACUGUGGCCGCACCUGUGCCAGCAGCACUGAUGCCACCUGUGAGCAUGCUUGCUCAGAGGGAUGUUUCUGUGAUGAGGGCUUCGUCAGAAGUGGUACAACCUGUGUUCCUGAGGGGAGCUGUGGAUGUCAAUAUGAAGGCUUUUAUUACAGCGUUGGAGAGUCUUUCUGGAAAGAUGGUUGCUCUGAGCGAUGUGAAUGUUUUGCCUCUGAUGUUGUGCACUGUGCCGCUGCAUCCUGCACUGCUGAACAACAGUGCACCAUCAAGGGUGGCCAGCUGGGCUGUUAUGAUGGGAUGUCCACUGUUAUGAGCACAGUGGCUCCUACAGUUUUAGGUUCACUUUAUCCAAUUUCUGGAACUGCAAGCUCCAGAUCUGAUGAUGGAAGUUCUCCACAGAUUCAACUGCAAAAACCCUUUGCCUACUUUGGAAAAUUAUACAACCACACUUAUGUUAACCACAAUGGACACUUGACAUUUGAUGCCUCAUAUUCCGCAUAUGUGCCUCAAAGAUUUCCACUCUAUGGAUCCAUAGACAUAAUUGCUCCAUUCUGGACAGAUCUGGACAACAGACAAACUGGUUUGGUCCUCUACAACCAAUACACCAACGGCAGUGUCCUCCAACAAGCUACACGGGACAUUAAUAGCUACUUCCCAAACCUAAACUUCAGUGCUGACUGGGUCUUUGUGGCAACAUGGUAUGAAGUGGCCUAUUAUCCAAUGACAGGAACAAAAACGACUUUCCAAGCCGUGUUGAUCUCUGGAGGACAGAAAUCUUUUGUUCUCAUGAACUACGGCUCGAUUGCCUUAACAACUCUCAGUGUUCAGGCUGGAUAUGACACCAUAAACUCUUUUCACCAUUUCACCAUUCCUGGAUCUUUCUCAAGUUCUGCAACAGGCGACAACUCCACUUUCAGUCUCGGCAGCAACGUCAAUGUAACGGGUCGCUGGGCCUUCCAAGUGGACAGUGGAGUAAGAGGCUGCCAGUUCAAUGGUGAACCUGUGCAGCUGGGUGAUUCUUUUUGGAGUGAUUCCAGCUGUGCACAGAAGUGCACGUGCACCAGAGCCGGCCUGCAGUGCUCUAACCAGCCCUGCUCCUUCUCCCAAGUCUGCAUGCCAGCUUCCUUUCAGUUCUCCUGCCAGACGGUGCCGAGACGCACCUGCACUAUCAGUGGCGAUCCACAUUACUACACCUUUGAUGAUAAAGUGUUUAGCUUUCAAGGCACCUGCACCUAUGUUCUGUCAGAACAAUGUCAGAAUGAGCUGCCCUAUUUCAGAGUAGAGGGCAAAAACGAACACUUUGGAAACACUCGUGUAUCCUGGACAGGACUUGUCAAAGUUUUUGUCUAUAAUGAAACUAUUGAGCUCGUCAAAAGAACCACUGGCAAAGCAAAGGUUAAUGGCAACUUUGUAGCGGCUCCGUUUUCCCUCCUCCAGGACCGUAUCCAGGUCUAUCAGUCAGGCAUGUCAAUGAUUGUCAGCACCGACUUUGGCUUGAUGGUAGCCUACGACAUAAGUUAUUAUCUCCGUAUCAGUCUGCCCUACACGUACCAGAAUGCAACAUGUGGUCUAUGUGGAAACUUCAACAACCAACCUGGAGAUGACCUCCGAACUCGCGAUGGCGAGGUCGUCAGCUCUGAUGUAGUUUUUGCUAACAGCUGGCGAGCAUCUGGUGAUGAGGAUCCCGGUUGUGAUGCACAGUGUGAAGGUCUGGGAUGUGCUGGCUGCACUGCAGCUCAGACUGCAUUAUACAGCAACAAUGACCACUGUGGCAUCCUUCAGAACAGCUCUGGACCUUUUGCAGCAUGCCAUCAAACACUUCCCCCACAGAACUUUGUGGACAGUUGUGUUUAUGAUGUGUGUGUUGGUGGAGGAUACCAACCCAUUCUGUGCCAAUCUUUAGGUGUAUAUGCAAGUCAGUGUCAACAAAAUGGUAUCCAACCUCAAAACUGGAGAAGACCUGGCUUCUGUGAAAUCCCCUGCCCAGCCAAUAGCCACUUUGAGUCUCAAGCAACUGGAUGUCCACCCACCUGUGUUAAUCCUAACUCCACCCAAAACUGCCCCCUUCCUGUUCAGGAGAGCUGUGUCUGUGAUACCGGCUAUGUCCUCAGUGCUGGAGAGUGUGUUCCUUAUGCUGAGUGUGGCUGCAGCUUUGAGGGUUUCUAUUAUCGAUCAGGACAGACUGUUAUACUGGAUGAAGACUGUGGAAGGCGCUGUAGCUGCACCGCUGGCUCAAUGACAUGCAGCCCCCAUGGCUGUGGCCCACAUGCAUCCUGCAGUGUGGAUGAUGGAGAAAGAGGAUGCAGGCCUAAUGGUUAUGCCACAUGCUGGAUAAGGGGGCCAGGGUCCUAUCAAACAUUUGAUGGACUGACAUAUCAGUAUCCUGGAGCAUGCAGACUAAUCAUUGCUAAAGAAAUGGGAUUGUCUGGUCACCCACACUUCAAUGUGAUAACAGAAAAAGUACCAAACAUCCUGCAAGGUUUUUCAAAUGUUUUAAAGGUUCUGGUCCAGGAAACAGAAGUCACCAUCAACAUGGACAACAACGACAAAGUCUGGGUUGAUGGUCAGCUUUACAAAUUACCUUUCACUUCUGGAUCCAACCAAAUCCGCAUCUUCCAUAGCAACACUCACAGCAUCAUCCUUCGCACAUCUUUUGGUUUGACCGUGCAAACCGUCUGGCCUCACUUUGUUCGUGUCACUGCACCUGUAGUGUACAGCAGCUCACUUGGUGGACUCUGUGGAAACUACAAUGAUGAGCCCAACGAUGACUUUCAAACACCAAAUGGAACCCUGGUCCACAGUUCUCAGGUGUUUGGAGACAGCUGGAGAGAAGGCUCCCUGGCAUCUCACUGUGUGGAAAACACAGUUUUGAACCCUCUUAAUUACAGUUCAACUGAAUUCUGUGGCAUCCUGAGUUCACCACAUGGUCCAUUUACACCAUGCUGGCCUGUGGUGGACCCUUCACAGCAAGUGGACGUGUGUGUGGACAUCCUCCGUAGAUCUGAAGAUCCUGAAUCAACACUGUGUGAGGUUCUACGAGAUUAUGCUCUGAUGUGUCAACAACAAGAGGUUUCUCUGGGAGAGUGGAGGAAUACAACUGGCUGUGCCGCAACUUGCCCUUCAAACAGCCAUUAUGAACUCUGUGGGACAUCCUGUCCCUCCACCUGCCCCAGUCUCUCCUUCCCCUUCAGCUGUGACUCUCCAUGUCAGGAUGGAUGUCAGUGUAAUGAUGGCUUUGUCCUCAAUGGAAACCAGUGUGUGCCACCAACAUCCUGUGGAUGCUACCAUGAGGGGCGCUAUUGGCAAAGUGGUCAACAGUUUUGGGAUGGAGAAGAGUGUCAGAGUUUGUGCAGCUGUAAUGGUGUGACUGGUGUGGUCAGUUGUGUGCCACACUCUUGUGGUCCUGAUGAGGCAUGUCGAGUGGUAGAUGGCGAGUUUGGUUGCCAUCCCAACCCUCAUGGUACCUGCUCUGCCUCUGGAGACCCCCACUACUUGACAUUUGAUGGAAAGACCUACGAUUUCCAAGGAACGUGUCGCUAUGUUCUAGCAGAGGUCUGCAAUUCGUCCAGUGGGCUCCAUCAGUUUUCUGUGGAGGCAAAGAAUGAGCCGUGGAAUGGGCUGCCCGUGUCCAUCACAGCUGAAGUUGCUGUUAGUGUGUGGGGCUACAAAGUGUGGAUGUUUAGCAAUAACAGAGUAGAGGUUGAUGGAAUAACAAGAAACCUACCAUUCGUUUUGAAUGGGACCAUAUCUGUAUUUGCAAGUGGAUAUCAAACAUUUGUUCGUACAAGUUUUGGUCUAAGCGUCAUGUAUGAUGGAUGGAGCACGGUGUCUAUCUCUGUACCUCCAGAUUACAGAGGGAACAUGUGUGGACUUUGUGGAAAUUUCAACGACAAUCCUAAUGAUGAUUUCCACACCCCUGAUGGAGCAGCAGUCACCACACCUGAUGCUUUUGGGGCAGCCUGGAAAGUACCAGGCAACUACACCUGCAGUGAUGGCUGUGGCUCCUCCUGUCCACGCUGCACCAACGAUCAAGCCGCCAGAGUUCAGUGUGAGGUGAUUCAGGCAGCUGACGGCCCCUUCAGCUUCUGUCACGAGCACGUGGAUCCAGCACCGUUUGUCAGCGACUGCGUGUUUGACGUUUGCGUGGGUGGGAAUGCUGGAAACGACCUUCUGUGCAGGGCCAUUGAGACAUAUGUGAGCGCAUGUCAGUCUGCUAAUGUCCGGAUCUAUCCUUGGAGACAAAACACCACCUGCAGCAUCAACUGUCCAGCAAACAGCCACUAUGAGCUGUGUGGAACAGACUGUGGCCGCACCUGUGCCAGCAGCACUGAUGCCACCUGUGAGCAUGCUUGCUCAGAGGGAUGUUUCUGUGAUGAGGGCUUCGUCAGAAGUGGUACAACCUGUGUUCCUGAGGGGAGCUGUGGAUGUCAGUAUGACGGCUUUUAUUACAGCGUUGGAGAGUCUUUCUGGAAAGAUGGUUGCACUGAGCGAUGUGAAUGUUUUACCUCUGAUGUUGUGCACUGUGCCGCUGCAUCAUGCACUGCUGCACAACAGUGCACCAUCAAGGAUGGCCAGCUGGGCUGUUAUGAUGGGAUGUCCACCUGCACUGUCUGGGGAGACCCCCAUUACAUCACCUUUGAUGGCGCCCUGGCUCAUUUCCAAGGAACAUGCUCUUAUAUCAUUACUGAGACUGGGAGUCAUGGCAACAAUCACACCCAGUUUGAGGUUGUAGCCACCAACAAUCACCGUGGCAACAACCAUGUGUCCUUUGUGUCAUCAGUGGACAUACAUUUCUCUAAAGAUGCAGAGAGUGUGCAUGUAAGGAUUGGACCAAACAGAGGAGUGAAGGUAGAUGGAUCUGAUGUGUCUCUUCCCACGACUGUAGGAGCCAUAGCCCAAGUGUCAACACAAGAAGGCUUUGUAGUCUUUGAUGCAGAUGACCUUAUUGUCAAAUUUGAUGGUCAGAGUACUCUAUUGGUCAGAAUGAGUCAGUACUAUCAGAACAAAGUCAGUGGGAUGUGUGGGAACUUCAACGGAGAUCCUUCAGAUGAUAAAGUGAAACCGAGUGGCAUACUCGCCCAAAAUGACACUGAGUUUGGACACAGCUGGAAGUCACCAACCAGUCAGGCAGGAUGUGGAUCCACUGAUGAAAUAAAAGGAGAUGGACACUGUCGUUUUUCACAAGAAUACUCUGAAGUCUGCAGCAUCAUCACCAACACCAGUGGUCCAUUCAGUGCCUGUCACCUGCACUCUGACCCACAGCUGUUUUUCUCUUCCUGUGUCUAUGAUCUCUGUCUCUACACUCCAGCCAAUGGCAUGCUGUGUUCUGCAGUUUCAGCCUAUGAGAAAACUUGCACUGUUUUAGGCUUGAACAUCCCCGAAUGGCGCCCUGCUUUGCACUGUGCUCAGUCAGAUCCCUGUGAACAGCUGAACUGCACAGAGAAUGAGUGGUGUGGAGAGAAACAUGGUGUGUACGGCUGCUUCUGUGAUGAGCACCAUCAUAGACCAAACAAUGACAGCUACGACUCAUCUAUUACUUGUGAAAGCAGUUCAGGCACAAUGUCUGUGUCUCGCUGUCAACUGUUUGAAGCCGGCUUUCACUCCAGUGCUCUCCAUCUUCGCGAUAGCUCUUGCAAUGGGAUUCUUCAAGAUGGAAGACUGGUUUUCCACUUUGACAACAAUAAUCAUCUUUGUGGCACCGUUCUCAGGAGCAAUGGAACCCAUUUCAUAUACGAGAACGACAUUCAGAGUGAAACAGCUCCUCCUGGAACUUUAAUCAGUCGUCAGAAGAAACUCAAGCUGUGUUUUAGCUGUGCUUAUCCACUUUCCCAGGCUCAGUCUAUGGAUGUGGGCAUCAACCCUGUGGAAAGUAUAUUGAAGAAGAAGCUACCAGCUGGCAGAGGUUCUUAUCACAUAAGGAUGACCUCCUAUAUGGAUCCAGACUUUCACUUUCCCUUUACAAGUGAAACAGACAUAGAAGUAGAUGAGAAGCUUUAUGUGGAGGUGCAGACUGAAGGGGUGGAUCAACACCAACUUGCCACCAUUCUUGACUCAUGUUGGGCGACACCAGUCAACACCGAAGACUACCCUGUCCGCUGGGAUCUCAUUACUAAUGAAUGUCCUAAUCCAGAAGAUGGUACAGUUGAGCUGAUUCAGAGUGGCAUCUCCACAGUGGCUCGUUUCUCCUUCAGGAUGUUCACUUUCACCAACUUCACUUCAAUUUUCCUUCACUGUAAUGUCCACUUGUGUCUUCUGAAUGGUAGCGAUUGCACACCUCAAUGUUACCCAAAUCACAGGAGAUUCCAAAGGGAUUUGUCUCAUUAUGACUCACAACCCAUCUCAUUCGGACCUGUCGGCAUGAAGAAAUAUGACAGAAAACUCAAGGCAAGCCGCGCUCCGGGACAGCUGACAUCAGUCUUCACUGUGGUUGUUACUUUGCUGGCAGCCAAAACUCUAAUCCUGUGAGAUUCCAGGGACAAAACUUUACAUUUUUAAACCUUUUUGGUUUUUUUAAACUUAGUUGUAUCUGAGGGGUUUAAUUACUUGGGUGUUUUUUUUGUAAUGUUGUCUAAAGUGGAGGCCUUUAAGAUUAAUUGAAAUUUUAAUUCUUUUUUCACUCUUGAAUGUAUUUCUAUUGAUUAAAAACACUUAAUUCUGUGUGAUUUUUAGGGUUUUGGUAUGUUUAAUGCAGACAUAUGCUAUAUGUUUUGAUUUUUUUGAUUUGAAAUGGUUUAUUUCAAGCAAUCAAAUAAGAAUACACAAAACAAUACAAUCAUCAGUUAUACAUUCGUACAAUAACUAAUCAAACUUUGGAUAAUUAGACAUAUUAAUAAAUAUUGCUUGAAAGGGAGUGGAAGGAAGCGAAUUUAUAUAAUCCCACCCCUUGUCAUGUACAUGUCCAAUCAAUAAAGUUACUUUUUCUUGUCAA
Oryzias latipes (Japanese medaka) is the source of this 14584-nucleotide messenger RNA. Lineage: Eukaryota; Metazoa; Chordata; Actinopteri; Beloniformes; Adrianichthyidae. The record is from RefSeq and is a predicted model, not a curated record.